Molecule: messenger RNA, 339 nt
Organism: Balaenoptera acutorostrata (minke whale)
Lineage: Eukaryota; Metazoa; Chordata; Mammalia; Artiodactyla; Balaenopteridae
Product: histone H4
Exons: 1
Coding region: 8-319 (103 amino acids)
Biological process (GO): nucleosome assembly
Cellular component (GO): nucleosome
Molecular function (GO): structural constituent of chromatin; protein heterodimerization activity; DNA binding
Source: RefSeq, a predicted model, not a curated record
UGCAGUGAUGUCUGGACGUGGCAAAGGCGGGAAGGGCUUGGGUAAAGGGGGCGCCAAGCGCCACCGCAAAGUCCUGCGGGAUAACAUUCAAGGGAUCACAAAACCUGCAAUCCGUCGCCUGGCUCGUCGCGGUGGAGUAAAGCGCAUCUCAGGUCUUAUUUAUGAAGAGACCCGCGGGGUUUUGAAAGUGUUUCUGGAGAACGUAAUUCGGGACGCGGUCACCUACACCGAGCACGCCAAGCGCAAGACUGUCACGGCCAUGGACGUGGUCUACGCGCUCAAGCGCCAGGGACGCACCCUUUACGGAUUUGGCGGUUAAGUCGGCACCCACAAACUAGU